AUGACAUCAACUACUACUCUUUCAAAGAUAGCCAUCCGUAAAGCCAAAGUGUCUUCCACCGCCAAAUGUGCCGCUGAAGUGACCUCUGCCUCCGAUGAAGCUAUUUCUGUCCAAGCCAAACCAAAAAAGACCCUUCAUCCCACUGAAGACGAUGAUUAA
Molecule: messenger RNA, 159 nt
Organism: Dictyostelium discoideum AX4
Lineage: Eukaryota; Evosea; Eumycetozoa; Dictyosteliales; Dictyosteliaceae
Exons: 1
Coding region: 1-159 (52 amino acids)
Source: RefSeq, a predicted model, not a curated record